AUGCAGCACAGAGACAUUAUGGACCAGGGCCCAAACACCCGAUACGGUGACAUCAGCUUUGAAGACGAGCAACUAAGAGAUGUAGGAUAUCCAGAUAAAAGCAACUACGGUGCUUAUGACUAUUCUUUUCCGUUCAGCGAUCAACCUUUUCAGCCUCUUUAUGUCAAUGCCAAGCAGCUCAACUGGAUUAAGAAAAGAAAGUCAAGAAGAGACAUCCUAGAUACACUUAUGAUAACAAACAAGAGAAACUAUUUGCAUGAAAGUAGACAUAAACAUGCUAUGAAAAGGCUGAGAGCUCCCUCAGGUAGGUUCUUGACAAAGGAAGAGACAGAAGAGUUGAACAGAAAAAACAACAUCAACUAA
Messenger RNA from Encephalitozoon intestinalis ATCC 50506, 363 nucleotides. Its product is annotated as CCAAT-binding factor subunit B. Gene Ontology annotation, biological process: regulation of transcription by RNA polymerase II. The coding region runs from base 1 to 363 and encodes 120 amino acids. Gene Ontology annotation, molecular function: RNA polymerase II cis-regulatory region sequence-specific DNA binding; DNA-binding transcription factor activity, RNA polymerase II-specific. The transcript has a single exon. NCBI's taxonomy places the organism in Eukaryota, Fungi, Microsporidia, Unikaryonidae. The record is from RefSeq and is a predicted model, not a curated record.